AUGACGGUCAAUGUUUUCGCUGUACCUGUCUUCUUCAUCGUUUUUCGAGAGACGCUUGAAACGGCAAUCAUUGUCUCCGUCCUUCUUGCUUUCUUGAAGCAGACACUCGAUGGCCCGAGUCGAGAUGUUGGGGUGUACAAGAAGCUCGUGAAGCAGGUCUGGUACGGAACUGGCGCUGGAGUUCUGAUCUGUCUGAUCAUUGGUGCCGGCUUGAUCGGAGCCUUCUAUGGUGCUGGCAAGAACGCAUGGUCGAAGAACGAGUACUAUUGGGAAGGUUCUUUUGGCAUAAUCGCUUCCGUUGUCAUAACCAUCAUGGGCGCAGCUCUUCUUCGUGUCGCCAAGAUGCAAGAAAAGUGGCGCGUCAAGCUUGCGAAAGCUCUGGAAGAUAACCCAAUUACUGCUGAUGGCAAAAGGGGGUCCCUCAAGCGAUGGUGCGAGAAGUAUGCCAUGUUCAUCCUGCCAUUCAUCACCGUCCUGCGAGAAGGUCUGGAGGCGGUCAUCUUCAUUGCUGGCGUAUCUUUCUCCUCUCCUGCGAAAGCAGUACCUCUCCCAGUUGUUAUGGGUCUUUUGGCUGGAGCGGCAGUAGGGUAUCUCAUCUAUAAGGGUGGUGCCACUUCCAAACUUCAAUUCUUCCUGAUCGUCUCCACCUGCUUCCUCUACCUUGUGGCCGCUGGUCUAUUUUCCAAGGCGGUUUGGUUCUUCCAAGCUCAGAAGUGGAACGAUGCGGUGGGUGGUGAUGCAGCAGAAGUCGGUUCAGGCCCAGGAUCCUAUGAUAUUGAUCAGAGUGUCUGGCACGUCAACUACGGAAACCCAGAACUCAACGGCGGCGGCGGAUGGGGUAUCUUUAACGCGAUCUUCGGCUGGCAAAACUCAGCAACAUAUGGCUCCGUCAUCUCAUACAACGUCUACUGGAUCGUUGUCAUCAUUGGCUUCUUGUUAAUGCGUUACAAGGAAGUCAAAGGCCAUCUUCCAUUCGGCAAAGCUAAGGCACACCCAAGAGACGGGAGAAUUGGCAGCGGAUCCGAGAGUCCAAUGAGCAGUGAACGCCACUCUGAUGAUAAGAAAACGGCACCGGCUGUACAGAGUGUACCUCGGACGGUCUCUGAGUAG
Molecule: messenger RNA, 1110 nt
Organism: Cadophora gregata
Lineage: Eukaryota; Fungi; Ascomycota; Leotiomycetes; Helotiales; Ploettnerulaceae
Exons: 4
Coding region: 1-1110 (369 amino acids)
Biological process (GO): iron ion transmembrane transport
Cellular component (GO): plasma membrane; high-affinity iron permease complex
Molecular function (GO): ferrous iron transmembrane transporter activity
Source: RefSeq, a predicted model, not a curated record